AUGGCCACCGCUAAGCCCCCAUCGCGUCUUCAGAGUCCAGGCGACCGAAAUGUGAAGAAUGUUGUGCUGGGAGAUCUUCUUUUCACGCCGUGGUACCAGUCCAUAUACCCGGAAGACCUUGUUGCCAAGGACGCCGAUUGCCUAUACGUAUGCCGCUGGUGUUUUAGAUAUUCAUGCGAGACAGUCGCUUUUGCCGAACACACACGAGCGUGUGUACACCGCAUAACGCCACCAGGAAACAAAGUAUAUGAAUACGGCGGUUACGCCGUUUGGGAAGUUGAUGGAGAAGAACACAAACUAUUCGGACAAAACCUGUCGCUAUUUGCCAAAUUAUUUCUCGACCACAAGACCGUCUUUUUUGAUGUAGCGACUUUUCUUUACUAUAUCCUCACCUUCACCGACCCAACAAACUCGGAAAACUACCAUGUUCUCGGUUUCUACUCCCGAGAAAAGCUCUCGUGGGAUGCCAACAACCUCGCUUGUAUUUGUGUCUUUCCGCCAUAUCAACAUAAGCAGCUUGGGAAGUUGUUAAUGGGAGUGAGCUACAAGCUCAGUGGUUGGGAAUCUCCCGGUGGAUAUAUUGGUGGGCCAGAGAAGCCUCUCAGCGACCUAGGACAGAAGAGUUAUAAUCGUUUCUGGGCCGAGCGAAUUGCAAGGUACUUGCUUUGUGGGGAGCGUCCCGACAAUAAACUUGAAAACUCCCCUCGGAAACCCAGUACCUCGAAAUCCUCUCAAAAGAAUCCUCCACGGGAGAUGAUGACCAUCGAGGACAUCGGCCUCGCUACCGGAAUGUUGACCGAAGAUGUGGUCACGGCGGUCAAGUUCAUGGGUGUUCUUCAGCCCGACACAUCUCCUAAGAAACGAAAACUACCUCGACUGACCGGAGAUGAUGAACCUGAUAAAGGCCCCACAAUGGUCAUCCGCAAGUCAGACGUGAAGGAAUGGGCGAAUAUCAACCACCUUUCUUUGGAGGAUCCGGUGAAAGAGGAGGGCUUUCUGGGAGAAUGGCUGCCUAUGGCUAUCUCUGAUCAGAUUGAAAGCAGUUCAGAGGCAGACGGGUGA
Molecule: messenger RNA, 1062 nt
Organism: Penicillium cosmopolitanum
Lineage: Eukaryota; Fungi; Ascomycota; Eurotiomycetes; Eurotiales; Aspergillaceae
Product: putative histone acetyltransferase (MysT1)
Exons: 1
Coding region: 1-1062 (353 amino acids)
Biological process (GO): regulation of DNA-templated transcription
Molecular function (GO): histone acetyltransferase activity
Source: RefSeq, a predicted model, not a curated record